AUGGAGAAGAGACUGACAAUAGGUCUGACUCUGUUCCUAACACUCUGCCUGGACAUACCAGAAGUUGGAGGGCGGAAGGAUGGAGCCAAUGGAGAAAACACUCAGAAACGUUCAUCACGAUCUUCAGAUACAAAAGGAGGUCGUUGCUCCUACACCUUCAUUGUUCCACAGCAAAAACUGACAGGGGCGCUGUGUUUGAACACGCAGUCUGCUAGUACCAACCACUCUGAGGUGGCAGUGCUGCGGGCGGAGCUCAGACGACAGCAGGAACAGCUGGAGAAGCUCCGGGGCCAGAUGGAUCAGGAGGGGGCCCUUGCCUUGGAGGUAAGAGCCCUGCGCAAAGAGAGUAAUAGCAUGAAUUCUCGCAUUGCCCAGCUCUAUGCCCAGCUGCUACAUGAAGUCAUACACAAAAAAGACCAGGCUUUGGAGCAGCGAAGACUGGAGAACCUCCUGCUAAAUGCUACGACACAGGCACUGCAGGUGUCCAGUAAUUACAGGGAGCUGGAGAAGAAAUAUGGAGCCCUUACCUCCAUGAUGAGCUCCCAGAAUCAGUUUAUUGCUCGUCUGGAGAAGCAGUGCCAGUGCAGGGACUCCACCCACCAGUCCUCUGCGGUGAUGACUGAACCAGCAAAAAGCCACUCUAACGUGCAUCCUAAUUACAGCUCUGAAGCCAACGAAAUGACCAAUGACGUUCAAAGGGACCAAAGUGUUCCUCUACAACAGCAGGAAAAAACAGGGGGAGUUCAUUCCCUCCCCACCACUACAGCUAACACUCCUACAGAGCCUCCUUUCAUUAGUUACCCUGUCACAAAGACUCCAGGGCCAUGGCGGGACUGCCAGCAUGUGCUGGAAUCAGGUGAGACCACCAGCGGGAUCUACCUGCUCCGCCCGCAGAGUGCCAACCGCCUAAUGCAGGCUUGGUGUGAUCAGAGUCAGGCUCAAGGAGGGUGGACAGUCAUCCAGCGAAGACAGGAUGGGUCGGUCAACUUCUUCAGGACUUGGGAGCAGUAUAAGCAAGGCUUCGGGAACCUAGAUGGGGAGUAUUGGCUUGGCUUGGAACAUCUCUAUUGGCUGACUAAACAGGCCCAAUAUAAGCUACGGGUUGCUCUGGAGGACUGGCAGGGCCGGCAGGUGUUUGCUGAGUAUGAUAGCUUCCACCUGGAACCGGAGACUGACUGGUACCGACUGCGGUUAGGACAAUACCUAGGCAAUGCAGGGGACUCCCUCUCAUGGCACAACAACAAGGCCUUCACCACUCUGGAUCGAGACAAGGAUAGCUAUACAGGUAAUUGUGCUCAUUACCAGAAAGGAGGCUGGUGGUACCACAUGUGUGCCCACUCCAAUCUGAAUGGUGUGUGGUAUCGGGGUGGACACUAUCGCAGCCGCUACCAGGAUGGGGUCUACUGGGCAGAGUUCCAUGGAGGGUCCUACUCCCUCAAACGAGUUUCAAUGAUGAUCAAACCUAGAUAA
Messenger RNA from Seriola dumerili (greater amberjack), 1470 nucleotides. It is a transcript of the gene angptl6, whose product is annotated as angiopoietin-related protein 2-like. Lineage: Eukaryota; Metazoa; Chordata; Actinopteri; Carangiformes; Carangidae. The record is from RefSeq and is a predicted model, not a curated record. Bases 1 to 1470 code for a protein of 489 amino acids. The transcript is spliced from 6 exons.